AGUGUAAGAAGCAAAACAAAGAGGUAAAGGAGGGGGCAGCUUAUAGGCUUUCUUUUGAGUUUUUAAGGUUGAAAUUUGAAAAAAAAAAAAAAAAAUGCCUAUUUCAAGAGUCGCUAUUGGAUCUCCGGCGGAGUUCAGCCAACUGGAUGCCAUCAAGGCUGCCGUGGCUGAGUUCAUUUCCAUGUUGAUUUUUGUUUUUGCUGGUCAAGGCUCUGGCAUGGCUUUCGCUAAGCUUACGGACAAUGAAUCAACAACGCCGGCUGGCCUCAUUGCUGCAUCGAUAGCACAUGCUUUUGCGCUUUUUGUGGCGGUUUCGGUCGGUGCCAACAUCUCCGGCGGCCACGUAAACCCUGCUGUCACCUUAGGUGCAUUUGUUGGUGGUCACAUCACAUUGUUUAGAAGCAUCAUGUACUGGAUUGCCCAAUUGCUUGGAUCUGUUAUUGCAUGCUUGCUUCUUAAGUUUGCCACUGGUGGACUCGAAACAUCAGCCUUUGCACUUUCAUCGGGAGUGACAGUUUGGAAUGCAGUCAUUUUCGAGAUAGUGAUGACCUUUGGACUUGUUUACACAGUUUAUGCCACUGCAGUGGAUCCAAAGAAGGGUAAUUUAGGGAUCAUUGCUCCCAUUGCCAUUGGCUUCAUUGUUGGUGCCAACAUCUUAGCCGGUGGCGCAUUCGAUGGUGCAUCCAUGAACCCAGCCGUGUCUUUUGGCCCUGCUGUCGUCAGCUGGACAUGGGACAGCCACUGGGUCUACUGGCUCGGCCCAUUUGUCGGUGCUGGAAUUGCUGCUCUGGUCUAUGAAAUCUUGUUCAUUAACCAGAGCCAUCAACAGCUCCCUACCAGUGCAGAAUACUAAGAAUCUAUAUUUGUUUUCACAAAGAAUUAGGAGCUGCGUGCAAUGUUUGCUUUCAUUUUCUAAAGCCUGUUCAAAUUCUCUUGCUUUUCCUUAUUGUACUUUAUGUCAAUCGGCUCAGCUGUAUUGCUUCUUUGGAAUUCAAGUUUUCUGCUAUCUAAUUUCCCCUAUUAAAGACUGA
Molecule: messenger RNA, 1031 nt
Organism: Olea europaea var. sylvestris
Lineage: Eukaryota; Viridiplantae; Streptophyta; Magnoliopsida; Lamiales; Oleaceae
Product: probable aquaporin TIP1-2
Exons: 3
Coding region: 95-853 (252 amino acids)
Biological process (GO): water transport; transmembrane transport
Cellular component (GO): membrane
Molecular function (GO): water channel activity
Source: RefSeq, a predicted model, not a curated record